Punica granatum (pomegranate) is the source of this 732-nucleotide messenger RNA. NCBI's taxonomy places the organism in Eukaryota, Viridiplantae, Streptophyta, Magnoliopsida, Myrtales, Lythraceae. The record is from RefSeq and is a predicted model, not a curated record.
AUGUCAAGACACGGGAAUUCACGACGAAAUGAUAACCAAUCAAGAGAUGCCCAACUUAUGAGAAUUUAUUUGGCGCUGGAGAUUGCGGCGGCUGAAGAAGAUGUCCCGCGCAACAUUCCUUGUCGAACCUCACGUCUACAAGGCAGAUAUUACAUAGAGGAAGUUCUUGGCAAUGACACAAGGUGUUACGAGAAUUUCAGGAUGAACCCUCACGUAUUUCAUAACCUGUGCGAUACGCUAAGAGCAAAUUGUGGAAUCAGAAAUAGCAGGAAUGGUAUGACCGUCGAGGAGAUGGUCGGCAUGUUCUUAAUGGUAGUUGCACAUAGUACGCGCUUGGCCGUGGUUGCCGAACGAUUUCAGCAUUCUAAGGAGACGGUGUCACGAGUCAUCAAGGUAAUAGCUCAUGGAAUUCAUUCGUUGUCAUCAAUGUAUAUAAGACGGAGGAACGCUGAUGUACAGCCGGAAAUUCAGAGUUGCCGAAAAUGGUACCCAUUCUUUCAGAAUUGCAUUGGAGCAAUCGAUGGGACCCAUGUGUGUGCUUGUGUUCCAUCAUCGGUGAGAGGCGCGUAUCGCGAUCGGAAUAAUGAGAUUACGCAAAAUGUACUCGCCGCUUGUUCGCAUGACAUGAUGUUCACUUAUGUCGUCACUGGAUGGGAGGGUUCUGCUCAUGACUCUCGAAUUUUGUCCGAUGCCGCUACAUUGGAAUUAUUUCCCGCACCAUAUGGCGAAUAA